UCAGAGAUGCGCUCGUGUGUCAGGAUAGGCUACUUUCAGAUUGAUGCGUCAUAGUAGUUCUCAUCCCGAUCACUUUUGGCGCGAUUCUGGAGAUUUAAUUCUGACAUCCGCGACUGAUUGAAGUGGGUAGUUAUAAGAACACUGGACUGCACUUUCCUGGCUUUUUUGUGCGGCGUAACUAAUGUGCGGUCACCUGUGCGAGCAGGCAGGUGGUCUUCGAGAAUAUACGUGGACUUGGAGAAAGAGCAAUUGACUCCAAACUAGCACACACUGAGAGACAGGAUGGCACAGGAGACGCGAGUACCCUCGCGAAAACACAGCGCCUCCCACUGGAGACUCCAGAACAUCGCCCAAGAAUCUGUCGAAAGCUCUGACGAGGAGUUUUUUGAUGCCCGAGAUGUUAUGGAGGGGAAGACGGCUUUGCUCCUGGAAAUGAGCCAGUGGAACUCCAAUGACCUGGUGGAGCAGAUCGAGACACUGGGACACCUGGAGCACUCCAGAGAGAGCCUGUACAGACUGCGACACCCUCGAUGUGCACCUCAGAGCAGCGUGGACGGUCUAGAAGAUAUGGAGAGGAAGUGCAGGACACAGUUGCUCAUCCUGGUGAUUCAUGGAGGUCAUAUCUUGGACUCUGGAGGUGGCGAUCCUGGAGGGAAGGCGGGAGAUGCUGCCACUCUGGCGUCUGUGUUGGAGCGUGUGGCACGGGCACAUUUCCAGGCGGCUGCAGACAGCAUGCUGGUCAGACUGGUGCCCUGCCCACCUGUGUGUGCUGAUGCCUUCGCCUUGGUCUCCAAUCUUAACCCCUACAGCUACGAUGAAAACUGUGUGUCCACCAGUGUGGAUCAUCUGCCACUAGCCGCUCUUCCCAUCCUUGCCAUUGCUGCCCCUCAUUACCAGAAUGCUGUCGCUGCGGUCAUUGCUCAGGCCAACCAGGUUUACAGAAACUUCCUUCAGUCCCCAGAGGGAGUGGGCUUCACAGGACAGGUGUGCCUGGUGGCAGACUGUGUUGGCGGUGUCCUUUGUUUUGACGCCUUGUGUUUCAGUGGUGACAAGCAGCACAGAAGCCCUGAGGGUGGCAGCACGAACAACAGUACAGAGAGUCUGAAGGAGAAGCCAGGUGUGGUGAACUCUCUGAGCCCCACACUCCGAGGCAGCAAACGCCUGAGCAAGAGCAACAUUGAUGUGUCGACCCCGUGUGAUGUACUGUCUGGAAUCCGGCAUCCGCUCAUCCGUAAGCAGAGCGACUCGUGUGAUGCAGAUGUGGCCAGCGGUCAGCGAGAGGUUUUCAUCAGCAGUCUGUCUCAGGACGAUCAGUGUGGCUCCAGGCAGGCUCUCAGUCCAGGCUGCUUUGAGUUUGAAGUGUCAGACUGCUUUCUGCUGGGAUGCCCACUGGGACUGGUGCUGGCGAUGAGGAGAACGGUGGUCCCUGGCGUCGAUGUGGCUCAGCUCCGGCCGGCUUGUUCGCAGAUUUUUAAUCUGUUUUAUCCAUCGGACCCCUCUGCCUCACGCCUGGAGCCAUUAUUGCACCCAGUUCUCACCCAGUUGCCUCCUUUUCCUGUUCCUCGGUACCAGCGCUGCCCUCUGGGGGAUGGACGUUCCACUCUCAUUGUGGACACGGUGCUCAGACAUGUGUCAGAGGGUGGUGUAUCUGCAGACGGAGCAGCGGAUCAGUGUUGUGGAGGAAGUGUGUCACGCAGAGGCAGUGAUCGAGCUGUUCCUCUCGGCUCUGAGGGCACCGGAACUUCCCCGAGCGAACCUGUUAGCAUCUCACAAGUAUGCAGUAGGUGGUGGGGGUUGAAGAGGUUAGAUUAUGUGCUGUAUUGUCCAGAUGUGCUCACCACAUUUCCUACAAUAGCACUGCCUCACCUGUUUCACGCUUCAUACUGGGAGUCCACAGAUGCUGUGGCUUUUAUUCUUAGACAGGUAAUGCGGUGUGACUGUCUGAAAGCCGGAGAGGCUGAUUGUUCGGACGCUAUUCCCAUCUCUCCAUCCAGUCCCAGAGAGAAAUGGCUUCGCAGACGGACACACGUCAAACUACGGAACAUAACAGCCAAUCACAGAGUUCAUGAUGUCAUUGUGACAGAGGACGGGCCGCAGACGCUGGUGGGACGCUUUAUGUAUGGACCUCUUGACAUGGUCACUCUAACAGGAGAGAAGGUGGAUGUGUUUUUAAAGACUCAGUCUGGCUCCGGCCGCUGGGUGCUGUUCGACACUGUGGUGACCAGCAGCAGUGGACGUGUGUCCUACACCAUCCCUGAUAAUAAAAGACUGGGGGUUGGUGUUUACCCCAUCAAAAUGGUGGUCAAAGGUGAUCAGACGAGUGCAGAGGCUUUUCUCACAGUGCUUCCACAGGGAAUGGAGUGUGUGGUGUUUAGUAUUGAUGGCUCCUUCGCCGCCAGCGUUUCUCUUAUGGGUAGCGAUCCCAAAGUCCGGCCUGGAGCUGUGGAUGUGGUCAGACACUGGCAGGAUCUGGGAUAUCUGAUCAUCUACAUCACGGGCCGUCCUGACAUGCAGAAGCAAAGGGUGGUGUCUUGGCUCUCUCAGCACAACUUCCCUCAGGGAAUGGUCUUCUUCUCAGAGGGACUUGUCCAUGACCCAUUGCGGCAGAAAACCAUUUUUCUGAAAAGUCUGGUGAAAGAGUGUCACAUUAAGAUCAGUGCAGCGUAUGGCUCUAUGAAGGACAUGUCUGUGUAUAGCACACUGGGACUGGCACCUAAUCAAAUAUACAUUGUUGGCAGACCAUCGAAGAAACAUCAGCACCAGUGUCAGUUUCUAAGUGAUGGCUACGCAGCUCAUCUCUCUACUCUUGAGUUUGAGCAUGGAUCCCGCUCUAAAAAGAACCGCAUGGUGCUUCGUCAGGGAUCGUUUGGACUUUCCUCCAAAACAGACUUCCUGUCUCCAUCCCCGGACUUCCUGUCUUGCAAACGCACUCCGCUGCUGCGCCGGGCCAUGUCUGUCCAGCAGCCGUCUCCACCCUCGUCAUCUGUCUCCACACCCAAACCUGAGCGAGCGCAGAGCCAGCCUGAGUCACAUAAAGACGGACCUGAGAUUCGCAUCCAAACUGAUGAUCAAGAUGAAGAGGAGGAAGAAGAGGGGAGAAUACAGGAUGUUGUGUUAUAAAGGAACUCCAUGAGUUUUGCCGAAGUGUUGAUGGACCACACACAUCUGAUAGACACACAAAGACACAUUUUAUUUUCCAACAUCAAGAUCUCACCUCAAACCAGAAGAACUGUUCAUCUUAAACACAAUCGAUGGACUUCAUGAUGGACAAGAAUGGCUCAGCAAGGAUUUUCAAACAAUCUCCAGAUCAUACAAUCCCACCAGACUAAAAAAAAACAACAGUAAAACAUUUGCUGAUAGAAACCGAUGUGAAGAUCGAACGCUGACAAUUUUAAGAAUCCCUGUGUGACUCUUACAACAGACUGAAGAAAAGAAGAACAUGGAGGUAUGUUAACUGAGACAAGUAGAGCAGCUAUAGAGUCAGUUCUCUUUAAAAUUACUUCUCUGCUUUGCCAGGAAACUGGCUUCAUGUGUGCAGACUCCAGUAAAGGUCUUUUGUGAAGGUAACCAUGGACUUGAGCACCUGAACCACAUGUAUUUAUGUCCAUUCUCAACUCGAGGCUUUGUGUUCUUUAGGACUCUCUGAUGACCUCAAACCUCUUGCCAGAGCCUCGUUUUUCUUGUUAGUUUUAAUUAGCUGUAAGGUAAAAGAGCUGAGACAAUGCAACCUUGUGGGACUUUUUUAUUUUAAUUUAGUAGCUAAUUCACAUUCAUUUGUACAAUCUAAUGUUUAUAUUUUAGUACGAUAUUAGUUUCUCAUCCCCAAUGAUGGUUAGGAUUAGUGUGGGGUUUGGAGCCACAACGAAUGAAAUUGUAUGAAUUUGUACAAAAUAGCCACUUUUCUGACAAUACGUACAAUAAUGAUGUUUCCUUGUGUGAUCGUGCUGUCUGAGAUGAAGAAUGGACCACAUGUAGUAUCACAACUGCCAUUUUUAAAGAACACAUGCAGUUCUUUUGGACUCCUCCUUGCAUGUUUUGCCUAUCCGGAAAUCUUUUUCUUUGUCAAAAAGUUGCUGCAGACUCGUUGAUGCUCAUGCAUUAUGUAAAGACUGUAGUUCUGGUGUUUAUCUAGGGUACAGUAUGUGCUAAUAGAUAAUGUGCUGACAGUCUUUAAACAUGUCCCGCUGUGGUUUUGAUGUCUGUGCCAUUUUCAGAGCAAGUCUGUUCUGUGAAUAUGGCUGUAUUGCACUAAACUGUAUAAAAUUGUAUAAAUGUAUUUCAUAGACAGUAUUGCUGGAUGUUA
Molecule: messenger RNA, 4303 nt
Organism: Danio aesculapii
Lineage: Eukaryota; Metazoa; Chordata; Actinopteri; Cypriniformes; Danionidae
Gene: plrdgb
Product: PITP-less RdgB-like protein
Exons: 20
Coding region: 283-3120 (945 amino acids)
Biological process (GO): phospholipid transport
Cellular component (GO): cytoplasm
Molecular function (GO): metal ion binding; phosphatidylcholine intramembrane carrier activity; phosphatidylcholine binding
Source: RefSeq, a predicted model, not a curated record